AUGUCAUGCUGCCUCGCUCCGAAAGCUGCCUUGAUGACGACCUUGCGAGCUGAAAAAGCUCUCUCCAUGACAACCUCGCGAGCUAGAUUGGCGACGCUAGGAAAGCUGGCAGGGCUAGGGAAGCUGUCGGAGCUUGGAAAUGACGACCUCACGGAGUUUGGGCAGUGGGCGAGCUUGGGAGCGACGACCUCGCUGAGCUUGGGAAGUUUGGUGGAGCUAAGGAAGUGGGCGAGCAUGGGAGCGACGACCUCGCGGAGCUUGGAAAGUUCGGUGGAGCUAAGGAAGUGGGCGAGCAUGGAAGCGACGACCUCGCGGAGCUUGGGAAGCUCGGUGGAGCUAAGGAAGUGGGCAAGCAUGGGAGCGAUGACCUGGCGAAGCUAA
Messenger RNA from Arabis nemorensis, 381 nucleotides. NCBI's taxonomy places the organism in Eukaryota, Viridiplantae, Streptophyta, Magnoliopsida, Brassicales, Brassicaceae. The record is from the annotation of a GenBank genome assembly.